GGCACUCCACCGCUGUGCCGCCCAGGGCCUUAACCGCCUUGCGUGAGGGCCACCUCCUCGGCGUCAACCUCGGCAAGAACAAGACGUCCGCCGCCGACUCGAACGACGACUACGUCAAGUCCAAGGAGACCCUCGAGCGCCUGCUCAAGGACGUCGUUUCGGAGCGCGACUCGAUCGCCGUUGACGGCCUCCCCAAGAUCGCCGUCAAGGUCACUUGUGACUUGAGCGAGGACGAGCUCGCCGACGUCGCCUCUGCCGUGCGCGCUACGGGCGUCGACGGCGUCAUCCUCUCCAACACCACUGUGCGCCGUGACCUCGGCCUCGAGUCGGAGCACAAGGGCCAGGUCGGCGGUCUGUCCGGUCGCCCGCUCUACCCGCUCGCCCUGGCAGCACUCAAGACCCUCCGUCCCCUCCUCCCGCCCUCGGUCCCCAUCAUCGGCGCAGGCGGCAUCUGGAACGGUGCCGAGGCCCUCGACAUGGCGCGUGCCGGUGCCUCCACCGUGCAGGUCUACACUAGCUUCGGAUACCGCGGCGUCGGCACUCCCCGUCUGAUCAAGGACGAGGUUGUCGCUGCCCUGCCCGCUGGAUCAGAGUGGAAGAAGGAGAUUGGACGCGACUACGCCAACGCCAGCAUGGGCUGGGACGUCGACCGCGUCGCAGCCGAGGGCGCUGCCGUCGCCGCCGAGGCGGCUGGUCUCGGCGCCUUGCUCGCCGAGAUUAAGGAGAGGGAGGACAUCCACACCCUCGCGGCUGAGGCUCACGAGGCUCUCCACUCUAUUGCCGACAAGCUGCCAGAGGUUGCGGCCCCCGAGCCCCUUGCCCCCGACGCCAUUGUCGGCGCGCUCGAGAGCGCCAUUGCCGCGUCGGUGACUGUUGCCGGCGCCAUUGAGGCCGCACCCCUCGACGCCGACUUUGUCAUCAUCGACGAGGUCCUCCCUCCCGUCGUGGAGGUUGUUACCGCCGUCCCACCUACACCGUCCCAGCAGGACGAGUGGACGCAGCGUGCGCGCUCGGGUGACCGUCGUUUGGUGUAG
Apiotrichum porosum is the source of this 1034-nucleotide messenger RNA. RefSeq names its product Dihydroorotate dehydrogenase (quinone), mitochondrial. Gene Ontology annotation, biological process: pyrimidine ribonucleotide biosynthetic process; 'de novo' pyrimidine nucleobase biosynthetic process. The transcript has 2 exons. Gene Ontology annotation, cellular component: cytoplasm; mitochondrial inner membrane. Lineage: Eukaryota; Fungi; Basidiomycota; Tremellomycetes; Trichosporonales; Trichosporonaceae. Gene Ontology annotation, molecular function: dihydroorotate dehydrogenase activity. The record is from RefSeq and is a predicted model, not a curated record. The annotation marks the transcript as partial.